Sorex fumeus (smoky shrew) is the source of this 2200-nucleotide messenger RNA. It is a transcript of the gene NIPA1, whose product is annotated as NIPA magnesium transporter 1. Gene Ontology annotation, biological process: magnesium ion transport. Lineage: Eukaryota; Metazoa; Chordata; Mammalia; Eulipotyphla; Soricidae. The record is from RefSeq and is a predicted model, not a curated record. The coding region runs from base 4 to 978 and encodes 324 amino acids. The transcript is spliced from 5 exons. Gene Ontology annotation, molecular function: magnesium ion transmembrane transporter activity. Gene Ontology annotation, cellular component: membrane.
GGGAUGGGGACUGCGGCGGCGGCAGCGGCUGCGGCCGGGGAGGGGGCGCGGAGCCCGAGCCCCGCCGCCGUGUCGCUCGGCCUGGGCGUGGCGGUGGUGUCAAGCCUGGUGAACGGCUCCACGUUCGUGCUGCAGAAGAAGGGCAUCGUGCGCGCCAAGCGGCGGGGGACCUCGUACCUGACUGACAUUGUGUGGUGGGCGGGCACCAUUGCAAUGGCUGUCGGCCAGAUUGGAAACUUCCUGGCGUACACGGCCGUCCCCACUGUGUUGGUGACACCCCUAGGUGCCCUUGGAGUGCCAUUUGGGUCCAUUUUAGCCUCUUACCUCCUGAAGGAGAAGCUGAAUAUCUUGGGAAAGUUGGGGUGUCUACUCAGCUGUGCAGGCUCCGUGGUGUUGAUCAUCCACUCCCCGAAAGCUGAGAGUGUGACGACUCAGGCCGAGCUGGAGGAGAAGCUAACCAACCCAGUGUUCGUGGGCUACCUGUGCAUCGUGCUCCUCAUGCUGCUUCUGCUCAUCUUCUGGAUCGCACCAGCUCACGGGCCCACCAACAUCAUGGUGUACAUCAGUAUUUGCUCGCUGCUGGGCAGUUUCACCGUGCCUUCCACCAAGGGCAUCGGGCUGGCGGCCCAAGACAUCCUGCACGACAACCCGUCCAGCCAGCGCGCCCUCUGCCUGUGCCUGGUGCUCCUGGCCGUGCUGGGCUGCAGCAUCAUCAUCCAGUUCAGGUACAUCAACAAGGCGCUCGAGUGCUUCGACUCGUCCGUGUUCGGCGCCAUCUACUACGUGGUGUUCACCACGCUGGUCCUGCUGGCUUCCGCCAUCCUCUUCCGGGAGUGGAGCAAUGUAGGCCUGGUGGACUUCCUGGGAAUGGCCUGCGGGUUCACCACUGUCUCGGUGGGCAUCGUCCUCAUACAGGUGUUCAAGGAGUUCAAUUUCAACCUCGGCGAGAUGAACAAGUCAAAUAUGAAAACAGACUAGGGUGUGGGGCGAGGCCGCGGGCGAGGGGGGACUUGAGGAGCAAGAGAUGGAUGUGGGGUCUGAUCCUCAUUUGGUUGGAAGUGCAAGGAAUUCGAAAUGUGGUACUGACAGUGCCUGUACGGGGCAGGUGGGCGUGGUCAGUCCCAGGCCGGGGCCGGGCACUGGAGUUCUCUCUCCCCCGAGAGUCUCUGAGGAGGGGGAGUUCUUUCAUUCCUGUGGAAGCUCUCAUUAAUUCUCUUUCCUUUCAAAACAUUUUAGCAUCGGAACGGAGACUGUAGCCAGGCUCUCUCUGGUUAAGUUGGGCAGGGGUUCCCAUCUUCCUUGAAUGGCGACUUUGGAAAAGUGAGCGUGUCCUAAUCGUGCUAGUUUGCAUCACGUGUGAUCACAUUCGGAUACAGCAUCCAAAUAAGAGGCAAUACGCACUCAGUGGUUUCUCGCCCUCUGACAGCUCUGCCACACCCCCUGCCCCCAGCUCCGAGGUAUUUUAAUUCCAAGCAGAGUGAGAGGAGGGAAGGGACUGACUGGAAGUGGCCUUCGCUUUGCAGAAUGACUGUUCAGUAGCUCAAAGCAACUCCAGUGCCUUUAUCACUUGAACUAUUCACUUACUUUGACUAUUACCGUGCGUGUGUUCUCUUAGAGUAAUGCAGCCUCCCUCAGCUUUGCUUUGAUAUUUCACUCUUGGACACAUAAAGCGGUAAGAAAGAUUAUGUUCAUCUGUUGGGGGAUGACCAAGACCACAGGGGCAAUAGAGCAAACCAAUACUUGUAGCAUGUGUAGUCCAACUGGAAACAAUUGAUUUCAGUAGCAUGAGUAUGAGUAUUUUAUUCACAUUCGAUCUGUGUAACUGGGAUCCAGUAUCAGAUAUUUCCACAUCUCCUUCCACAAGCCUUGUGACCACUCUGAAGACACAGCUUCUUUACCUUGAUAAUGAGCCAGUUAAAUUUUAUAUACAUAUAUAUAGAGAGAGUCCCCUAAAACGCAGGGACAAAUCAAAAGGUACAGGCAAACUCAGGCGCGUCUCAACUCUGUGUUUUGGAAACACAUCAGGAGUUUUCAGAGGAAUUCAUAGCCAAACUGAAAACAAUGACUUGAAUCUCUUCCUGCUCUUUUGAACUGGUAGAGACUCCAUCAUAGUAGAACUUCCAAAACGCAAAGCCACCACUCAUUGUGCCAGUAUGUGGAGGGAAGCAGGCACUGGCUGUCUGCGUGCAGUAAUUCUUCA